UGUUCCAAAAGAACGAUUCGCGAAUAAACAAGAAGAAGAAGAAAAAGGGAAUGCAAUGCAUCAUAGGAAGGCACCACUUAUGUAAUGAUUAGUUGGAUAGAGUGGCUUUGAAACGGGUUAUUGCAUUACAAAGUUAAUAACCGACAUCUCUGUCAGACUAUCAAAUAUAGAUGAGGAGCUGAGCGAAAUACUUUUCUGAUUCACUGUAAACACGUGAAUGUCACUCUGUAAACACGUGAACUGCGCUGCCCUUCACGAGCAACAGACAGCUGGAUUGGAGUAAUUGAUUUGCAGAGCUGUCAAUUCAGCCUCUGUUCUCAGAUGAAACGUCUAUAAAACCAUUGAAUGAUAGUCACCAGCAGGGCAAGUGCUGUCACAACUUGCAAGACAUACAGCCUUAACUCAGGAUGCAUCCUGAUCUGUCGCCCCAUCUACAUACUGACGAGUGCAAUCAACUUAUAACACUUCUCAAACAGUGCCACAAGGAGCAUAAUGUCCUCAAGUUCUUUGGCACAUGUAAUGAUAUGGACCGUGCAAUGCGGGGCUGUCUCAAGAAAGAGUAUCAGGCAAAGAGGGAGCGCAGCAAGGCCCAUGCAGAAGAAAUGAGACGGCGUUUAAAAGAACAACCAAAAGAGCAUCCCUAGAAUCAAACAUCGCCCCCUUGGAGAACAAAACUACUCCAGACAUGAACUAGUUUCUGGUGUUAGAGUGCUUGGACACUUUAAAUCUGGAAUGCUCUUCUGUGAGGAUUUUUUUAUUAUGACCCUUGCAGUAAAUAAGGUAGUAGAGCAAGUUGAAGAUGAAACUUAAGUUUAUUUAAUAAUGUUUAAUUGCAGGCUGUGAGCUGUAUCCUACUGAUCUGGAAAGUGGGUCUGAAACUAAACGAUUUUUUUAAACUCCAAUUAAAAAAAGUUCAAAAUGAA
Molecule: messenger RNA, 923 nt
Organism: Onychostoma macrolepis
Lineage: Eukaryota; Metazoa; Chordata; Actinopteri; Cypriniformes; Cyprinidae
Gene: cmc2
Product: C-x(9)-C motif containing 2
Exons: 4
Coding region: 408-644 (78 amino acids)
Cellular component (GO): mitochondrion
Source: RefSeq, a predicted model, not a curated record